AACUUGUUACGUUCCUUAUAUUCUGGUUGCUUGACAUUUAAUCACUGUUGUGUUUAACUCCAAAUCAAUGAGAACGCUAUUAGCAUUAACCGCUGACUUUUGUAAACUACCUAACGUUAGCUAACUAACUAAGUAGUCGGCUAACCAACCUAACUAGCAGUCAUAUCCAGCUAGCUUAACAGUUGCUAGUUAACCAGUUACUUCUCCGAUAUAAUUAGCUAGCUAGCUUACGUCAAAACUGGCCAGUACAGUAGGCUCUCUCUCUAGCUAGUCGAAAGCAAACCCUAUCAGCUGUUGCUGUUAUUCAGGAUGCCAGAUCUACCAGCUAGCUAGCAUGACAGCUACGGCAGUAGACACCACGCUAAUGCAACUGGAUUCCACCUGUGUGGAAGUAACCCAACUACAUUUGCCAGUGAGUGACAGAGAGAGAUAUCUACUUGUAUCUGUAGAGAUCUGUGUCUGUAGGCAGGGCAGCCAUGUCUAGGAAGCAGACAGGAAAGCCACUGCGUGGCAGCAACAGAAAGUGUGAUGCGGAGCGAAAGCGGGAUGAGCGGGUCACGCGCAGGGCAAUCGCCAAGGACCGCAAGAACCGGCCCCAGGACGGGGACGAGGGAGAGGAGUUUGUCAGCUUCUCCAACCAGCUCCAAGCGCUGGGGCUCAAACUGAGAGAGGUGCCUGGAGAUGGUAACUGCCUGUUCCGGGCUCUGGGUGACCAAUUGGAGGGACACUCUCGAGGACACCAGCGCCUGCGCCAGGAGACUGUGCAGUACAUGAUGGCACACCGGCAGGACUUUGAGCCCUUUGUGGAGGAUGAUGUGCCCUUCGCACAGCAUUUGUCAAACCUCUCCCAGCCUGGUACGUUUGCUGGCAAUGAUGCCAUCGUGGCGUUCGCCCGUAGUCAACAGCUCAAGGUGGUCAUUCAUCAGCUCAACACCCCACUGUGGGAGAUAAAUGGCUCUGAGAAGCUGGUUGGCCGAGAGCUACACAUUGCCUAUCGCUAUGGAGACCAUUACGACAGUGUACGACCAAUCGGUGACAACUCUGAGAGCCCUGCUCAGCUGCGUUUAGAGAAUCUUCAUAAUUCGAGUGUGCAGCGUGAGUUUGGUGACGGCCAGAGGGACAGACAGAAAGCCCCCUCGCCCACCCCCUCCGAGGAGGACAAUGUGAUCCUAAGUUCCCUGAAGAACAGGGGCCCAAACUGUGAAGAGGAGAAUCUAUUUCAGCUGAGUGCCGCCACCAUCAACGCUGAGUGGCUGGUCGAUUCUGAGCUAGCUGCCCAAGUGUGUCACGGCCAGUGUGCCUUUGGAUCCUGCUCAGCGUGUAGACCGGCAGCGACAGAGUGCAGUGAGCACAAACCACCACCAGGUGGAGGCAACAUACACAAAUCCAAGGCUUCAAACAAGCAGAGGAAAGAGCAGCAGCGCUUGGAAAAGAAAAAGCGACAGGAGGAAAGACAUCGACAGAAGGUUCUUCAAAGCAAAGGAACACCUGACCAAAACCAGAACCUCUCGGAGCCGGUCACUCUAGUGCCAGCUCUAAAUACACUUAGUAUAUAGACAGA
Messenger RNA from Salvelinus fontinalis (brook trout), 1561 nucleotides. Its product is annotated as OTU domain-containing protein 3-like. Gene Ontology annotation, biological process: protein deubiquitination. The coding region runs from base 477 to 1556 and encodes 359 amino acids. Gene Ontology annotation, molecular function: cysteine-type deubiquitinase activity. NCBI's taxonomy places the organism in Eukaryota, Metazoa, Chordata, Actinopteri, Salmoniformes, Salmonidae. The transcript is spliced from 8 exons. The record is from RefSeq and is a predicted model, not a curated record.